AGUUUUGUCAGCUGACUGAACUCAUUCGCCGCUAUUGCUCUCAGACUCAGGGAAGACUAGCUGAGAUAUGUCUACCUGUGUCCAGCCCAUUCAGUGCACUACCGACUGCAAGGACCAGAAUUUUGAUGGCAUAGUUUUGGUCGCUGAGGGCUUUGAUAAGCUGCCCAAGGAGCUGGAAUGCCUGAAAACACCUCUGGAGGACUACAGCUCUGUGGACAAUGGGCUCGGGGACGAGGUGGUGGUCCUGAAGAUCCCUGGUCUCCCUGGCAACAGGCUGGUGUUUGCAUCCACAGGUCCCGUGAACCGUGACUAUGACGACGUCAGGAGGUUCAGCGAUGCUGCCAGCAACGGCAUUAAGAGGGCAUUGAAAGCCGGCCUGCAGCGCCCUCUGCUGGUGUGUCCGCCUCACAGCAGUUAUGAGAAGAGUACACUCGUGGGCCUGUUGGGAGCCCUUCAAGCACUCUACCUGCCUCUGGAACUGCGUGACGUGAAGCCCUCCCCCCACAAGGUGGAAGUAUUGGGUGUGUGGAUGAAUGAUCCGCAAAAGGGAAAACAACUGGUUGACCUGGCGACUGCGCUGGAGAGUGGACGGCUGGUGUGUCGGGAUAUCGGGGGGUCAGACCCGGAGCGCAUGGCGGCACCUCGAGUGGCUGAGUACGUCCAGGCGGUCUUCAAAGACAGCCCUGUGGAGGUGAAAGUGGUGAGUGAUCUGGCUGUGCUGGAGAAGGAGUAUCCCUGUCUGGCUGCAGUGAACCGCUGUGCCAAUGCUGUGCCACGCCACCAGGCCAGGGUGAUCAAACUGAAGUACUGUGGAGAGGGACCCGUACAGCAGACCCUCAUGCUGGUGGGCAAGGGUAUCACCUAUGACACCGGUGGAGCCGACAUUAAGGCCGGGGGUGUGAUGGCAGGCAUGCACAGGGACAAGUGUGGAGCAGCCGCUGUGGCAGGGUUCUUUGAGAUACUGGCCAAGCUGAAGCCCAAACACCUUAAGGUGGUGGGUUCCAUGGCGAUGGUACGCAACAGUGUCGGCUCAGACUGCUAUGUGGCGGACGAGUUGGUGGUGUCCCGUGCUGGCCGGCGUGUGCGUGUGGGGAACACUGACGCUGAGGGGCGCAUGGUCAUGGUGGACCUGCUGUGUGAGAUGAAGGAACAGGCUGUCGGAGAACGGUCUCCUGAAUUAUUCACCAUUGCCACCUUGACUGGACAUGCCAUUCGUGCCAUGGGGCCCAACUACUCUAUCAUCAUGGACAACGGAGCAGCCCACCGUGCUGGAACCGCCCAGAAGAUGCAGACAGCGGGUGAUGUGCUGGGCGACGUGUUUGAGGUGUCCAGCAUUCGCCGCGAGGACUACGAGUUCCACAAGGGCAAGUCUGAGUAUGAGGAGAUCCUGCAGGCCAACAACCUUCCAUCCACCCUUACACCCCGCGGCCAUCAGGCCCCCUCCGCCUUCCUCAUCAUGGGCUCCGGACUGGACAAGUAUGGUGUGGACUCAAACAAGCCGCUGCCUUACUCCCACAUCGACAUCGCCGGCUCCUCCGGACCCUUCCCAGGAGUCCCUACCGGGGCGCCCAUUUUGGCCAUGGCCACAAAGUACGGCCUGUUCUAGGACUGAGCGGCCCACACAGCGCUAUCAAAGGCCGUCCCACUCCGCCAGGCGUUCACACACACAAUAUUCAACUAUCAUGUCUGUGCUGAACCUGCUUAUUGUUUAGUCAUACAGUUGCAACUGUCACUCAGUGAAACGGUUAAUUUUAACUGUUGUGUUCUGAUGUUCUAAGUUCUCAUCUCCAAUAUGUGUAAUCCAUUUUGAAUAUUACUUUUCUUUAAAACAGUUAAUCCAUCCAACCAUUAGGCCCAUCUAUGAGUCCCUCCAAUUAAUUUAACUUGGCUGCAGGUCAUUCCAUCCAUUGUGUCCAAACGGUCUACCAACUGUCCAUUUCUUUGGUCAGCAGUUGGCGUCAUUGUACUAUCAGGCACUGUCCAGUGAUAAUUAAAAGCCAUUAAAAUGUUGACUCUGGGAUUAAGAUUAAAGCAGGUUAAGAAUU
Alosa alosa (allis shad) is the source of this 2045-nucleotide messenger RNA. RefSeq lists its product as uncharacterized. Gene Ontology annotation, molecular function: manganese ion binding; metalloaminopeptidase activity. Gene Ontology annotation, cellular component: cytoplasm. The coding region runs from base 68 to 1606 and encodes 512 amino acids. The record is from RefSeq and is a predicted model, not a curated record. Gene Ontology annotation, biological process: proteolysis. The transcript has 16 exons. NCBI's taxonomy places the organism in Eukaryota, Metazoa, Chordata, Actinopteri, Clupeiformes, Clupeidae.